AUGCCUAAAAAAAAAGGAGGAAACAAGCUAUUUCAACAACUUCAUAAGCUAAUCACCGAUAUUUGGGAGCAAGAGGAGAUUCCAGAAUCAUGGAAGAUAUCUGUCCUAUGUCCAGUGUAUAAAAAGGGAGACAAAAUGGACCCAAAGAACUAUAGAGGAAUUUCUCUGUUAAACACUUCGUACAAAAUAUUAUCUAACCUCUUAUUAAACAGAUUGAAAUCAUGUAUUAAAGAAAUUAUUGGAGAAUACCAGGCAGGUUUCAUGGUAGGUAAAUCGACUAUAGAUCAGAUUCAUAUAAUAAAACAGAUUGCAGAAAAAGCCAUGAAUUUAAUAAAGAUGUACAUAUGCUUUUUGUGGACUUUAAAACAGCAUACGACUCGGUAGAUAGAAAGAAACUGUGGAACGUAAUGUCUCGUUUGGGGAUACCAGAAAAACUUACUAGAAUAAUCAAAGUGUGCGUACAAGGCUCUAAAUGCAAGGUGAGUUUUGGAGGAACCUACUCAAAUGAAUUCCCAGUGUCGACAGGUCUCAGACAAGGAGACGCAUUGUCACCGGCUUUGUUUAACAUUGCCUUAGAGUCAAUGGUGAGACAAGUUCUUAGAAAGGCAGAAAGAUUAAAACUUAGUGAUGACCAACAGCUCACAAUUGUAGCAUAUGCUGAUGAUCUAGUGAUAAUAACAGAAAAUGAGGAGAGUCUGAAACAAUCCACAAAAGAGCUAAUAAGGGCAGGGNAACGGCAAGACAAUUAGAAAUAGAAGGUUUCUCAUUUGAAAGAGUAGAACAUUUCAAAUAACUAGGAACUUGGGUGAAUGAAAACGCAAAUAGUCAGGAAGAAAUAAGAGAAAGAUUGAUAGCAGCAAACAGAUGUUAUUUUGGAUUAUCCACACUAUUCAAUCAAAAUUACUCUCAAGAAGAUCAAAGACAACAUUGUAUAAAGUUUUAAUUGGACCUAUAGCAUUAUACGCGUGUGAGACGUGGGUAACUACAAAAAUGGAUGAGAAGAAUUUGGGUGUUUUGAAAAGAAAAAUACUUCGGAAAAUUUUUGGACCAAAAAAGAAUGAAGGAGGUGUAUUUGAAAUUAGGGCAAAUGAGGAGUUAAGAGAACUAUUUGGAGAAGCCGAUAUUAUAGGAAUUAUGAAGAGUAGCAGAAUAAGAUGA
Cinara cedri is the source of this 1158-nucleotide messenger RNA. NCBI's taxonomy places the organism in Eukaryota, Metazoa, Arthropoda, Insecta, Hemiptera, Aphididae. The record is from the annotation of a GenBank genome assembly.